UGUUAAUUUUUAUAUUUAAUUGUUUUUAAUAAUUGCUGUGUAGUUUAUAUUGUUUCGGACUUUGAAAUAUUUUAGCGGUCCCUUCAACCCGUAAACAAAAUAAAAAUUCCAUCAUCUCCACAAACCAAAAUUUACAAAUAUAUAUAAACCCCAUUGAAAUCCCACUCCACGUUUCCACCCUCUCAUCUCUGUAGAUAUCAAACGACAUGAGUAAGAGUGUUGGAUUCUGUAAACGAUUGGGAUUGAAAUAUCCUAUAAUCCAAGCUCCAAUGGCAGGGACAUCCACGGUGGAAUUAGCUACUGAAAUAACUAAUAAUGGAGGUUUAGGAUCAUUACCAAUUUCCACGAUAAAUUUCACUCAAUCUCAGGGGUUGAUUCAAUUAAAAUCAUUAAUUGAGAAAUAUAAUGUUUUGAAUAAAUCGAUAACUAAUUUGAAUUUCUUUUGUCAUGAAAUUGUGGAGGGUGUUACUCCUACUCAAAUUAAAAAUUGGUUUGAAUUAUAUAGUAAAGUUCUUAAUGUUAAUGUGGGAGAUGUAUCUGAGGAUGAAUAUUUUAAGAAUGGGAAUAUAUCAUUUAAAGAGUAUGAACAUAAUGAAGAAUUGAUUGAUUAUCUUACGAAGGAGUUGAAACCUGCGGUGAUAAGUUUCCAUUUCGGUUAUCCCUCUAAAGAAACGAUAUUAAAAUUCCAAGCGGCUGGCAUUCAAAUUUGGGUUACAUCAACAUCAUUACAAGAGACGGAAAUCUUAGGGAAAUUAGGAGUGGAUGGGAUUGUAUGUCAAGGAUUUGAAGCCGGUGGUCAUCGAGGAAAUUUCAUAACUUCUAAAGAUUUCGAUGAGAAUUUAUCAACGUUAGCAUUAUUCUUAAAAUCAAAACAAUACUUACACCAACAUGAUUUACAUGAUAAGAUUGAUUUGAUUCCAACAGGGGGGAUAAUGGAUUCUAAAACGGUUAAAUUUUAUCUUGAUUCAGAUGCUUCGGCUGUUCAAGUAGGUACCGUAUUCCUCACUUCCCCAGAAAUAACCAAUAAUAAAUCAUAUUUAAAAUCCUUACUCCAAUCACAUGAUUACAAACCAACCAUUUUAAUAGAUAUUGUUUCUGGUAAAAGAGCGAGAGCAAUCCAAACUGAUUUCAUAAAGGGAUUAAUCAAAUAUAAUCAUCCAUCUGAUGACUUACCUCCAUAUGGGAUAUUAUAUAAUGCUUAUAGGACAUUAAAACUGAAUAAAACCUUAUCAACAUCAUUAGAUAUUGGAUUUUAUUUAAUGGGACAGAAUUAUUUCCAAACUGAUUUGACAUUAACUUCAACCAAGGACAUUUUCCAAAGUUUAGUAAAAGAUUUAUAGUGUAUAGUUUUUGCAAUUUAUCGUUAUAAUAAUAAUAAUUUUGUUUUGUAUUUGUAAUUUCUU
Molecule: messenger RNA, 1403 nt
Organism: Scheffersomyces coipomensis
Lineage: Eukaryota; Fungi; Ascomycota; Pichiomycetes; Serinales; Debaryomycetaceae
Product: putative nitronate monooxygenase
Exons: 1
Coding region: 207-1340 (377 amino acids)
Molecular function (GO): nitronate monooxygenase activity
Source: RefSeq, a predicted model, not a curated record